GGCGAAAGGCGAGAGCAUUGUUCCCUACUCCGGCUGCUGGCAUGUUGCUUCUGGGUCAUUCCUGGUGGAGGAGCACCAUCGUAUCCCCAUUCCCAGGAGGAUUACACGAGAGGGGCUUGAGUCGAUAUCGCUAAAUAAAAGGAUCUCGCUGAACCGCGUGUCUUUCAAAAUGGCCCGCCUGUAUUUCCCUCUCUACACUUCUGUAACGGCAGUAUGCAGUCGUCCCAACUGUAAUCAUGCAGCUGGUCGUCGUCGUCGUUUCCUUCUGCCUGGCAGCUGUUGCCUCUGCCGGGGAGGACAACAGUGUCAAGAACUUGGGCUAUACUUCCUACCAGGGUGUUAACCAAGACAAUGGCGUGUCGUUCUGGAAAGGUAUGCGCUUUGCUGCUGCCCCUGUCGGCCAAUUGCGGUUUGCGCCGCCGCAGGACCCUAUCAUAGAACUAGGCGUUCAAAGUGCUACUACCCAUGGUCCAAUGUGCAUUGCGACAAGCACGUAUCCGAUUCCUGGAAACCAGUCGGAAGACUGUCUAUUCGUGGAUGUAUACGCGCCGACCAACGCGACAGAGGAGCUGCUGCCGGUGUAUUUCUUUAUCCAGGGCGGCGGGUUCAAUGCAAACUCCAAUGCGGAUUACGAUGGCAGUGGUCUUGUCAUGGCUUCGGGCUUCAACAUCCUCGUAGUCACGUUCAAUUACCGUGUUGGCCCGUACGGCUUUCUGGCCUCGAAGGAGGUCGAGUGGGCAGGUAGUCUGAAUAAUGGCCUGAAAGAUAUCAUCAAGGCCCUGGAGUGGACUAACGAGCAUAUUGCUAUUUUCGGUGGUGAUCCAAACCACGUCACUAUCGGCGGUGACAGCGCCGGCGCCGGCGCAAUCACCCUGCUUCUCACUGCAUACGGAGGCAGCGGAAUACUGAACACCCUCUUCCACGCCUCUGCUGCCGAGUCUCAGUCCUUCGGCUCCCAGGCCACCGUUGCAGAAAGCCAGUUCGCCUACGACAAUCUCACCACGCGCACCGGCUGUGCCGGAACUGUAGACACCUUCUCCUGUCUACGGAAUCUCGAACUUAACACCCUACAGCAGGAAAACUACGGCAUUCCAUUCCCUGGCAACACUCUGGCCCCGCUGUACCCCUACAGCCCAACAAUUGACCAUGACCUCGUGCCAGACUACACCGAGCGACUCUUCGGCCAGGGAAAGUUCAUGAAAGUACCCGUCAUCUUCGGCGACGAUACCAACGAAGGCACCAUAUUCCCGCCAAAAAAUACAUCCUCGGUAGACCAGGCUGAUCAAUUUAUCCAAGCCAAUUUCCCAACCAUCACCACUGCCCAAUUAAACCAAAUCAACUCCAUCUACCUGACCAGCCCCGACGACCCCGUCUAUCCAACCGCCGGGGACUACUGGCAGGGUGUAUCCAACGCUUACGGCGAAAUGCGGUAUAUCUGUCCCGGCAUCUACCUCUCCACGGCGUUCAACGCUCACCCUUCCACGGCGUGGAGUAACUGGAACUAUCACUACGCGGUGACAGACUACAACGCCGAGACAUCAGGGUACGGCACGCAGCAUACGAUUGAGACUAACGCGAUAUGGGGCCCACAGUAUGUGAGUUCAACGCCGCCGGCGUCGUAUUUCACAAAUAAUAGCGCUAUUGUGCCGGUGAUGCAGGGGUAUUGGACGAGUUUUAUACGCUCGUAUAACCCGAAUACGCAUCGUGCACCUGGCACUCCGCAGUGGGAUUCUUGGGGGGAUAACUAUAAUCGGAUAUUUAUUCGUACGAAUCAGACUAAGAUGGAGACUGUUCCGGAUGAUCAGAGGACGAGGUGUACAUAUUUGCAGUCUAUAGCACUGGAAUUGAACCAGUGAAUAUUCUUUAGCUUUGGAAAUUCACUGUAUAUUUUUGAUAUUAUAUUUCUUUUUCUUGGCAU
This is a messenger RNA of Talaromyces proteolyticus, 1918 nucleotides long. RefSeq names its product putative triacylglycerol lipase. Lineage: Eukaryota; Fungi; Ascomycota; Eurotiomycetes; Eurotiales; Trichocomaceae. Bases 237 to 1856 code for a protein of 539 amino acids. The record is from RefSeq and is a predicted model, not a curated record. The transcript is spliced from 3 exons.